UGACCAUUUAAACUCAUAGCGAAUGGGUACAAAGCGGUUGUAAAAGGCAUCGUUUGUGGCUCUGCGAAGGACUUAUGCUCCGGGUGACACAACAGGAAAACCCUUAAUAUGAGUGAUGACAAACCUUUCCAAUGUACUGCUCCUGGCUGUGGACAGAGAUUUACAAAUGAAGAUCACUUGGCUGUCCACAAACACAAACAUGAGAUGACCCUGAAGUUUGGUCCAGCAAGGAAUGAAAGUGUCAUCAUUGCUGACCAAACACCGACACCCACCCGUUUUUUAAAGAACUGCGAGGAGGUCGGACUCUUCAAUGAACUUGCAAGUCCGUUCGACCAUGACUUCAAAAAAGCAGCUGAAGAUGACAUUAAAAAGUUACCAUUGGAUUUGUCACCUCUCGCAACGCCUAUCAUGCGCAACAAAGCUGAGGAACUCACAGCUAUGGAAGCACAUCGAGAUAGCCCUCUGCCUCACCCCGAAUCUACGACAAACGAUGACGUGAAGGAUUUAUUUUUGCAGCCAUCCUCACUGCCAACCUCCACUAUAGUCCAUCCUGCAUCCCUCCAAGUUCCCAAUGUACUUCUAGCAACCUCAGAGGCUAGUGUUGUAAUUCAGCAAGAUCUCCCGUCACCAACAUCUAGCUCUGUUAUUACCCAAGUCCCAUCCACUAAUAGGCCUGUAGUCCCGGUGUCCGGCACCUUCCCUGUGCUCCUACAGCUGCCUAACGGCCAGACCAUGCCGGUUGCUAUACCUGCGUCUAUUACAAGCUCAAGUAUACAUAUUCCAACUACAAUCCCUCUUGUCAGACCUGUCACCAUAGUGCCUAACGUCCCCGGGAUCCCAGGACCCCCCUCGCCACAGCCACAGCCCGUCCAAUCAGAAGCAAAGCUGGUUACCACUGGAAAUGUUGGUGAAGUCCAGAGCAGCGCUGUCACCCACUCUCCUGCUCCCCCUUCCCCGGCAACCCCAUCUCCCUCCCCGAUGGCGGUCCUGAGUCCGGCUCCUCUCCUGCCCUCGGCUGAGGAACCUUCUGCCCUCUCCCUUCAGCAGCCAGCCACCUCCACCACAGAGACCCCUGCGUCCCCAGCGCCCUCUGCGCAAAACCCCCCGAGCACAGGAGGUCGGCGGCGCAGAAACACAAGCGAAAACCCCGAUGAGAAGCGGCGCAAGUUCCUGGAGCGAAACAGAGCCGCGGCUUCUCGCUGCCGGCAGAAGAGGAAAGUUUGGGUCCAGUCUCUGGAGAAGAAGUCUGAUGACCUCAACUCCACCAACGGACAACUGCAGAGUGAAGUGACCCUGCUGAGAAACGAAGUGGCUCAGCUGAAGCAGCUUCUUCUGGCUCAUAAAGAUUGCCCUGUAACCGCCAUGCAGAAGAAAUCCGGCUAUCACAUCUCGGAUAAGGACGAGAGCUGCGAGGAGAUGUCCGUCCCCAGCAGCCCCCAGAACGAAGCCAUCCAGAACGAAGCCAUCCAGCACAGCUCCGUCAGCACCUCCAACGGGGUCAGCUCCUCCUCCACGACCCCGUCCGUCUCCACCGCGUCCAACCAGAGCACAGAGGAGACCCAGCCUUCAGGGAGCUGAUCGCCGCAAACCGUGCCCGAGCGUCAAACCUGGAGCCUCUUUAAUCCCUGCGACACACAGAGGGAUUCUCUUCAGUUUGAAGUGUGGUGUUUUUCAUUUAUUAAGAUUGUAUUGUUUUUGUUUGGUCCAUUUUGUCCUCCUUUCGCAAUGCUUUUUGAAAAUGCAAAUGUUUUCUCUGGAAUUGAUGAAGACAAAAGAACAGGCACUUUAGGUGUUAGAUGUAAAACACGUGGUUCUAAAAUGAUUUUGUACUUGUGUGAUUUAUUUAUUAAUCUUAUGUUUGUAUUUAUUUAUAAGCGAUCAGCCUUAAAGUUUGAUCAGUGAAUUGUUAGAGACCUUACCAAAGUAUGUUGUGUGGGUCAUUUGUAAUUAGUUUGCUUGUUUGUUUUCAUUACUUUUGUAAGCACUGUCUUUAUGAUGAAGUUACAUAAAGAUGAGUCAGCCUUUUUUUGUAAUUUGCUUUUUCAAUUUUGCACAUUUUGAGAGAUAAUUGGUGACCUUUUUAGAGAUUGACAGCCCACAUGUUAUUAAGUACAGGCAGAUUUUUAGAAGUACAUUUGAAUACUGUCACAUUACACACAUGUAAAUGCCUGAAUCAGAUUUAAGAUUUGACAACUCUUCUGUGAGUGAGAUCAGAUGUAGUCACAUUGUGCUGUUUGAAUGUUUGCGCUCACCUCUGCUUGUAGAAAUAGUGUUGAGGAGGUGAGCCGGUUAGAAACGUGUUAUUUCAUUAACAUUCCACGUGUUGUCUGAUUGUUCCUGAAGCAGUGAUUGUAGGAUUGCAGUACCUUUUCCAUUACUCAAUCUUUGUGAUGUUGACUUCAUUCAGUGCCAUUAAUGUUUUUGUAUCUUCUGUACAUUUCUAAUGCAGAUUAGCUCAAACUGUUAAGAUUAAGGGUCUCAUGAACAUUUUAGUAAGGAGAUAUCUUGCUUUGUGUAAGGCUUCAACGCAGAACACUUAAAGAUGUUGUUUUCAUGAUUACAAUUUUUUGACAUUUUUAGAAAACAUUGUAAAUAACGUCAAUGAUACAUUGUGUGUGAUCUUUUUAGGUGGUAUGUACUUUUGUAUAGAAUAGUCUGGGGACAGAGCUGAGCCCUGUUGACCACAUGAACUAUGUUAGACGUAGAUCUUAACAAUGUUGAAAUCAUUAAGAUGACUCGACUUCUCAUGUAAAAUAAAGCGUUCAGAUUUGAACUGGAAACACAUAAUAUAUAUUAGAGUAACACUCCUACCGCCUGUAAGAAUCGUGAGCAUUUCAUCAUUGAAACAAUAGUAAGAAGCAAGUCACACUAUGAAGUCAAUUUGCCUUUUUUCUUAGUCUGUCCUAGCUUACUACUGUGUAGUUUUAAGAAAAGCUAAAAAAAAAAAAAAGGUUUUCUUAAUGUAUGAAUCGUUUUUAUUUUCACUGUUUUGUGCUAUUUGCAUGAGAUAAUAAUUCUCCGUGAGAAUUUAAUUGUUUUAAUAGUAAUAAUGUCUCAGUCAGAUAAAAAAUAUAAUUAAACAAGUUGUUUCAACUUCAGUUGUGGCUCUAAGUUUAUGAAAGCUUUGGUUUGUUUUACCUCAGCGUUACUGCUAAAACAGGAGUGUGAUACUGUAUUGAAAAUGUACUUGUAACUUGUGAAAGUUCUGUA
Gymnodraco acuticeps is the source of this 3210-nucleotide messenger RNA. RefSeq names its product activating transcription factor 2 (gene atf2). The transcript has 12 exons. NCBI's taxonomy places the organism in Eukaryota, Metazoa, Chordata, Actinopteri, Perciformes, Bathydraconidae. Bases 109 to 1578 code for a protein of 489 amino acids. The record is from RefSeq and is a predicted model, not a curated record. Gene Ontology annotation, biological process: regulation of transcription by RNA polymerase II. Gene Ontology annotation, molecular function: cAMP response element binding; DNA-binding transcription factor activity, RNA polymerase II-specific.